GCCAAACCUCCCAACCACAGACACCGACGAGAAGAUACGCACGAGAGGGUCGACAACGUGCAAUUGUCACGUGGCCAGCCGUUUCCUGGAAGAGAUCGUUUAAAAGAACGUCGUGACCAUCGCAUUUAUCCCACAGAGAUGACUUUCACUAGUUUUGCUUUGCUUUCACUCCUCCUUGCCAUAGCUUCAGGAGGAAUUUUGGAACCCGACGAAAACUGCAACAGAUACGGAGGUAUCUGUGCCACUCGAGAUUCGUGCCCCGAAGUGAGAGAAGAAAAUGGGAAGAAUUUAUGCCCCAAACACGAGAAAGUCGGAGGAGUCUGUUGCGCCCAAAUUCCCACUGACGUUACCGACUGUGCGACUCAUGGUGGCGCGUGCUUUGACGAUUCAGAGAGAUGUCACGCCAUUUUGACCCGCGCUGUAUGCCCGAAAGGGUUAAAAUGCUGCCUUCUGGAAUAAAAAUAAAUUUAUAUUCUUUUUCUAUUUAUAAUAAAUUUAAAUUUAUAUUGAAAAUGUAACUUGUUUGGUUACUCACUUGGAUUUCUUGUCCAUUAUAGCACUUGAAAUUCAUUCAAUUUUGAAAUUAUCCAUGAAUUUCCUUUUAAAAAAAAUACAUUUUGAGUCUGUAUUUUUGUAUCCUGAUAUCAUAUUUUUAUGAAAAAUAUGAUUAAAAUGACAAUGUUUUUAGAGCAAAAUCACAAUUUUUGGGUUCACAGAUGCCACAUUGCAAGUAAUUGCUUUCGAUAAUAGUGGACUGGUAUAAUUACUGGGACCAGAGUUAAAUCGUUACAGGUCUAAGCUAUAUGAGGCCCUUUUCUAUUAAAUAAUAGUAAAUUUAAAAGCAAAAAUUAAUUUCUACCCCACAAAUCCAGCAAGAAUUGCAAAAAAAAAAAAAAAAUCACAUUUAAACCAUUGCUGGAGAAAUUUCUGUGGGCAAUAAUGGGAUCUUUUAGUCCUGGUGUCCACAAGAUGAGAAUUCCAAGUUUAUUUUUAUAAGAUUCGGCUGAACCCUUGAUCGGCGGGUUCGAGUUUGGCUUGUGCACUUGCACUUUGUGGGUCACAUACAUGCAUAAGGCAUCAUGUUAUGGGAACCGAUAUUUUCUUGUGGAGGAAUCAUACCAAAUGUCGCUUUAUGCGAGGGAUUCACAGUGUAUAUAAGAACAGAACUGUCUCGUUUGUAUGUAAAAGUACAAAAGACUCAUGCUUAUAUUGGGAGAACUGACUGAUA
Centruroides sculpturatus (bark scorpion) is the source of this 1228-nucleotide messenger RNA. RefSeq lists its product as uncharacterized. Lineage: Eukaryota; Metazoa; Arthropoda; Arachnida; Scorpiones; Buthidae. Bases 139 to 459 code for a protein of 106 amino acids. The record is from RefSeq and is a predicted model, not a curated record. The transcript is spliced from 4 exons.